Molecule: messenger RNA, 212 nt
Organism: Strongylus vulgaris
Lineage: Eukaryota; Metazoa; Nematoda; Chromadorea; Rhabditida; Strongylidae
Source: the annotation of a GenBank genome assembly
AUGUAUUCAAAACUUGAAGCUCAUUACAUCGGUGAAAUGGCAAAGGAUUACAUAUAUGCCGUAACGCCUCUACUCGUUGAUGCUAUGAUGGAGCGAGAUCAAGUGCAUAGGCAAAUCGCCAUUGAUGCUGUUGCUCAUCUUUCUUUAGGUGAAUUCUUGCAAUUUCACGAUUAUUUUGUACUUCUCCUAUACAUUCCACAUAUUCUGUAGGU